UGCACUUGGAUUCUAUUUGUGGGUUUGUGUGGUUUCAAUAAUCAUCAUUCACCGGAAAAUGAGAUUUUGUAUUGUGUGCGGUAAUUCUGAAGACGACGUAAAGCAUUUAUUUUGCUUUCCCCGUAGCGCAGACAGGUCGCAAAUAUGGCAGGAAGCUAUGGGAAUGAAAUAUAGACCACUAUGUGGCAAUGUUAGAAUCUGCAAUGAGCAUUUCACAAAAGAUAGAUUUGUGCCGUGUACCUCAGUUUUACGUUUGAAAGCUGGUGCAGUGCCCACAAUUCUGGAAGUCCAGAAGGACCAUAUUAUGAAGGGACUGGACCAGAUAGCAAAUAAAAAAGUAAACAUUAUAUCCCAAUAUAUAAUAAAGCCAGAACCACAGACUCUUUUGGAUACCAAAUCAUUAAGUAAUGCAAACAGUGAAGUUACUGAACAUGAGAAAACAAAUUCCUCGCAGUCACCAUCCCAACGGGCUGUCACACCAAUUUCAAGUACAGUUAGAUGUAGAGGGACUCUUUUUAAGGACGUUGAAGGCUUGUGUUCAACACAGAUAACACCAAGAAAGCAAAAGUUGAUGGUUAUUGUGAAGAGGAAGCAGGGUCGCAUAAGAAAAUUACAAAAAGUUUGCAAACAAAAAGGGAAAAGGAUUAAAACUUUAGAAAAUAUAGCAAUGAAUAAUUGUUUCAAAGGCAUGCCAUCUACCAUAUCUAACUUUAUGAUGUCUCAGAUUCGUUGUGCCAAGCGCUCGCCACAUGGAAGACGGUGGACACUGGAUGACAAAAUAAUGUCUUUAGCGAUUUAUAAACGAAGCCCAAAUGCUAUGUUUUAUUAGAACGUCUCUUAGUACUUCCAUCAAGAAGAACACUUUUUUCAUUACUGCAGAGCAUUCCUUUCGAUGUGGGAAUUAAUGAACGCUUUUUCCUUCAUCUGGGGCACUGCCUUCAACGAUUUGAUGAAAAGGAUCGUUUUUGCACGCUGGCCUUUGAUGAGAUGGCAAUAAGGGAACAUAUAAAAUAUAAUCCAUCGGCUGACUGUAUCGAAGGUCUGGAAGAUUGUGGAAGCGGUAAGAGAACCAGGCAGUUGGCAAGAUAUGCCCUAGUCUUCUUUGCCCAAGGAAUUUGCCGAGCAUGGAAACAACCUCUUGCCUAUUACUUUACAGCCAACGGCGUUUCUGCACAGAAAUUGCAGUGUGUACUGAGAGAGGUGUUAGAUGCUGCGAGUAAGGCUCACAUUCCCAUAGUGGCCACCAUUUGUGACAUGGGCACUGCUAACGUGAGAGCUAUAAAAGACAUGGGAUCAGACAUUAAUAAUCCUUACUUUGUGCACAAUGAAUUGAAAAUAUUUACCAUAUUUGAUGUGCCACAUCUAUUGAAAUGUUUUCGGAACCUAUUUCGGAAAUAUAAUAUUUUGCUUCCCACUGUAACCGUUGCUACUCAACAACAAUUAAUGCAAGCCAGGUGGUCAGAUAUAAAAAUUGCUUAUGAGCAAGACAAGAAAAAUCCACUGAUCUUUCGCAGUCUACAUAAGUUAAAAGAUUUUUAUUUAUAUCCAGUAGGCCAAACAGCUAUGAAAGUUAAAGUUGCUGCACAAACCUUGAGCCGAACAGUGUCUGUAUAUUUAUAUAAUUUAGUGCAACAAAACAUUUUGCCACCACGAUCAUUAGCUACUGCAACCUUUAUUCAAGAAAUGGAUGAGUUAUUGGACAGCCUAAAUGCUUCAGCUAGAGUUGCACUUGAUGGCAAGCCGUUUAAAUGCAUCGUUUCCGAAGAAUCAGGCCACACUUCGUUUUGGGAAGAUGCAUUCAGAAGAGUAAAUCAAUAUAAAUUUAUAAGAAAACCAGACGAUGAAUUUAACGCCCAUCAUUGGAAACUGCCAUCACAGCGAGGAUGGCUACAUACCUUGAGAGCCACCACUGAACUGUGGAAAUUUCUAAAAACGCAAGGGGUCAAAACUUUGAAAACAAAAUGUAUAAAUCAGGAUGGACUUGAAAACCUUUUUGGAAAUAUUCGUGCAGGCUGUGGUUCUAAUGAAAAUCCUACUGUGACACAGUUUAUCGGGUCUCUGAAAACACAAAUUAUUAAUGGACUCACAAAUCAGGGUUUGAAGGGAACAAAUUGCGAGGAAGAUGAAUUAACUCUUUUAAGUAAUUUACGUUCCUUGUUAGAACCUGCUGCUGGUGUUUCAGAAUCCGUUGAAAGUAUGAACGAAUCAAGUAUUGAAAUUGCAGGUACCUCACUAAGUAAUUACAGCAACUCUAGUGCAUUUGCUGUUGACAUUGCAAAUGCUGUAGAAAUUGGUUCUCUUCAGACAUUAUCGGUUGCUUAUGUCAACGGUUUUAUAAUUAAAAAAUUAUUUUCAAACUUUGUUUGCGAUAGAUGCAGUUACAUCUUGAGCUCAGAUGACACUGAGCCAUGUAAUCAAUUUAUUUCCAGUAAGGAAUUCUCAAAUUCUAAGAAUAAAUUGUUUUAUUCUUCUAAACAGUUUGUUAUUGCGGUUGGUACUGGUAUUACAGUUUUAGAGAAUAAGCUACCGAUUAUUUGUGAAAAGAAUAACCUACAAGAUGUAGCAACAAAUUUGCUUAACCAAGAAAUUGAUUUCUCAUUUAUUACUUGUGAGGAACAUUUUUAUUUUUUGAAAGAUUUUUUACUUAAAAGUAUAUGUAGAAUCGGAAUCCCAUGGUACUGUACAAGACUUGUUCGAAAUUUAAGAUCUGAAGCCAGCCGGCAAAUUUCAGCACGCACAAAAAGAAAAAAUUUUGCAUAAAUAAUAACAAUACCAUUAAAUGUCUACUUCUUGGACAAUUCAUACACCUACAGUACCAUCAAAUUCUGAUUCAUUGGGUCCACAUUUACAAACAACUUUGUCCUCUUGCAUAACGUUUUGUUUCAGUUUUCUUGGAAUCCCUAUGAUCUAAUGUUACUAGUUCUCAUUCAGUCUGUGUUUGUUAUGAAAAGAUGUGGCAUAGCAUUAUUAUUAUUGUGAAUCUUUGUUGUACUUAUGCAAAUACAAUUUGACAAAGCUCAAUUUUUGUUUCAAUUA
Molecule: messenger RNA, 3036 nt
Organism: Diorhabda sublineata
Lineage: Eukaryota; Metazoa; Arthropoda; Insecta; Coleoptera; Chrysomelidae
Exons: 6
Coding region: 988-2760 (590 amino acids)
Source: RefSeq, a predicted model, not a curated record